Messenger RNA from Drosophila willistoni, 3408 nucleotides. RefSeq names its product protein hunchback (gene hb). Gene Ontology annotation, biological process: regulation of transcription by RNA polymerase II. The transcript has 2 exons. Lineage: Eukaryota; Metazoa; Arthropoda; Insecta; Diptera; Drosophilidae. Gene Ontology annotation, molecular function: RNA polymerase II transcription regulatory region sequence-specific DNA binding; DNA-binding transcription factor activity, RNA polymerase II-specific. The record is from RefSeq and is a predicted model, not a curated record. Bases 685 to 3078 code for a protein of 797 amino acids.
UUUUUGUCAGUCGUGCUCAGAGCCUCGAUAACGCCGAACGUCACGGACUAGAACAGAACUUUAGCCGCCAAAGAGAAAGGACGAAACGUUAACGUAAUCGAACAACAGAUAAAGCUUCAAGAAUAUAAGAGAUUAAAACGAAACACUUUCCUAAAAAAGAACCGCCAGCGCUUGUUAACGAGAAAUUAAAAAAGAAAGAUAUAAGCAAACAAAAAAAAAACAAAAAAAGAAAAACACGCACCAUUUUUUAUCAUCUAACACACUUUUCCGCACAUGCGCGAAUUUCGCGCAAAAAAAAACUCAUCACACAAAAAAGGCGAAAAAAUCGAAAAGGAGCAGGAGUAGCGGGAACCACCCCAGAACCCCACGCCUCCUUUUUUAGUUCGUUUCGCACGCUAUUUUCUUAGUGUGUGCCCGUGUACGUGUAUGAGCGUGUGCGUGUGUGUGCUUGUGCUUGUGUUCGGUGGGUGUAAGUGUAUGUGCAAGUGCUUAACUUAACGGUGCCGCGGUCAAGUGUAGAAAGACACAGAGAAAGAGAGAAAUAGAGAAGGAAACAGAGAGAGAUUGAGAUUGAGAAGAAGAAACCCCAAGUGCGAGAAGGGAAAGUUGCCCCGCUGCUUCGUUUCGUCUUUCGGCGAUUUUGUCUUGUCCAGUCCCAGUACCAAGCCGUCAUCAUCCUCCAUCAUGCAGAACUGGGAGACCACGACUUCAGCCAGUGCCAACUAUGAGCAGCACAAUCCCUGGUAUAACUCCAUGUUUGCUGCCAAUAUCAAACAGGAGCCAGGACAUCAUCUUCACGACAGCAAUAGCUUGACCAGCAGCAGUCCCCGUCAAUCCCCUCUGCCCUCACCACCGCCCAACGCCAUCUCGGCCAGCACACAAUUGGAACAGUAUCUCAAACAGCAGCAGCAGCAGCAGCAGCAGCACCAUCAACCCAUGGAUACCAUGUGCGCCAUGACUCCAUCACCCAGCCAAAAUGAUCAAAACAGUUUGCCCCAUUACGAGGCCACAUUGCAGCAACAGUUGCUGCAACAACAGCAGUAUCAGCAACAUUUCCAAGCAGCCCAACAGCAUCAGCAGCAGCAGCAGCAGCAUCAUCACCAUCAUCAUCAUUUGGGUCUGGGUGGCUUCAAUCCACUCACUCCACCCGGUUUGCCCAAUCCCAUGCAGCAUUUCUAUGCGCGGCCUAGCCCCCAGCCCACACCCAUAGCCACAUCUCAAGCCGGAGGCUCAGGAUCAUCAUCGGCCACGGGAGAGAAGCUGCAGGCCUUGACACCUCCCAUGGAUGUCACGCCACCCAAAUCGCCAGCCAAAUCUACACAAGAACCUGAAAAGGAACACGAUCUCAUCUCGAAUUCCAGCGAGGACAUGAAAUACAUGGCCGAGUCAGAGGACGACGACACCACCAUCCGUUUGCCCAUCUACAACUCGCACGGCAAGAUGAAGAACUACAAGUGCAAGACAUGCGGAGUGGUGGCCAUCACCAAAGUAGACUUCUGGGCCCAUACACGCACCCACAUGAAACCGGACAAGAUUCUGCAGUGCUCCAAGUGCCCGUUCGUCACCGAGUUCAAGCAUCAUUUGGAAUACCACACCAGGAAGCACAAGAACCAGAAGCCCUUCCAGUGCGACAAAUGCAGCUAUACCUGUGUCAACAAGUCCAUGCUGAACUCACAUCGCAAGUCGCACAGUUCGGUCUAUCAGUAUCGUUGUCAGGACUGUGAUUAUGCCACCAAGUAUUGUCAUAGCUUCAAAUUGCAUUUGCGGAAAUAUGGUCACAAGCCCGGCAUGGUUCUCGAUGAAGAUGGCACGCCAAAUCCCUCCCUGGUGAUAGAUGUCUACGGCACACGCCGAGGUCCAAAGAGCAAAUCAGGUGGUGGAAGUGGUUCAGGCAGCAGCAGAAAAUCAAAUAUUGCCACUGUCGCCCCACAGCAGCAAUCCGUUGCACCGCAACAACAGUCAGUUUCACAGCCCCCAGCGCCCAGUCAGUUGAGUGCUGCCCUGCAGGGUUAUCCUCUGACGCCCACAGCAUCGAGUGGAGGCGCUGUUACCCCUCCUAUUCUGCCGCCUAUGCCAUCCUCGCCAGCCAAAAGCGUUGGCAGCGUCGAGCAGGCCCCGUCAGCGUUACCGGCUCCUGCCAAUUUAUUGCCACCUCUGGCCAGUCUCUUGCAACAGAAUCGCAACAUGGCCUUCUUCCCCUACUGGAAUCUCAAUCUGCAAAUGCUGGCUGCCCAGCAACAGGCUGCCGUUCUGGCUCAAUUGUCGCCACGUAUGCGUGAGCAACUGCAGCAACAGCACCAGCAGCACCAGCAUCCAGUACAAAAUAGUGAUAACGAGGAUGAGGAUCAAGACCAAGAUGACUUUGAACGCAAAUCCGUGGACUCAGCCAUGGAUCUUAGUCAGGGCACACCAGUCAAGGAGGAAGGACAAACACCCCAGCAACAACAGCAGCAACUUCAAAACCAACAAUCAUUGCCCAUGGCCAUGAACUUGAAGCUGGCCGAAGAUGAGGCAACGCCUUUGAUGAGUAGCUCGACAGCGUCGCGGCGCAAGGGACGUGUCCUGAAAUUGGACACUCUGUUGCAGUUAAAGUCCGCUGCCCAAUCCUCACCCGAGCAAGUGAAAGUAAUGCCCACUGCUUCGUCGCCGAUAAGUGGAUUGAAGCAAUUGCCCGAUGAGCAUUGUUCGGGGACUAGUUCGGCCGAUGAAUCCAUGGAGACCAAUCAUGUACCUCAAGCCAAUACUAGUGCCAGUUCCACAGCAUCGAGUUCAGGGAAUAGUUCCAAUGCCAGCAGCACAUCCAGUUCGGUGCCCAUUAACUCUGCCUCCUCAUCCACCGUAUCCGCAACCACCUCGUCGUCAUCAUCCUCAUCGGCAGCCUCCUCAUCCAUUCCCGCUGCUGCUGGAGCCAUUUAUGAGUGCAAAUAUUGUGAUAUCUACUUCAAGGAUGCUGUCCUGUACACCAUUCACAUGGGCUAUCACAGUUGCGACGAUGUCUUCAAGUGCAACAUGUGCGGCGAGAAAUGCGAUGGACCCGUUGGCCUGUUCGUUCACAUGGCACGCAAUGCCCACUCUUAGGCCAAUGGAAGAGUACUUUGUUAUCUUUAUUAAAUUUUUCUAUGUUGUAAUGAAUUGUAAAUAUUUUUUGUAAUUUUAGUUUUCUAUUUCGUUGUCAAAAAUUGUAAAUUGUCCCCCAUGAUCCUUAAGAUCCUAACUAAUUCUAGAUAUUUAAGUUUCAUUUCUAAUUAACUUUAACACCCUCUCUCUAUCUCUAUCUCUCUCUCUGUCAUUCUCCCAACUCUACGACUAAAAACCUAGAAAAGGGUUUAAAAAAUCAUUAUCAUCACAAAUUGCACAUAGCAAAAAUUAAUUAUUAAUAUUUUGUAAGAUAAAACUAUAAAAUGAGCA